AUGGUUCGAGAACAGUAUACCACAGUUACUGAGGGCUUCCACCUCGAGAGGCCUGAGAGCCAGCCUGUCUACAAGAUCGGCAUUUACGGCUGGAGGAAGCGCUGCCUCUACCUCUUCGUUCUUCUCUUGCUCACAACACUCAUCCUGAACCUCGCUCUCACAAUCUGGAUUCUAAAAGUGAUGUGGUUUUCUCCAAUAGGAAUGGGUCACCUGCAUGUUACAGCAGAUGGACUUCGCCUGGAAGGGGAAUCGGAAUUUUUAUUUCCUCUGUAUGCCAAGGAAAUACGCUCCCGAGUGGACUCAUCUCUGCUUCUGCAGUCAACUCAGAAUGUGACAGUCAAUGCUCGCAACUCAGAAGGGGAGGUCACAGGCAGAGUCAAAGUGGGUGCCCAGAUGGUAGAAGUCCAGAGCCAGCACUUUCAGGUCAGUUCUGAAGCUGGCAAGCCACUGUUCACCGCUGAGGAGCAGGGCAUCGUGGUCGGCACCGGCAGGCUGCGGGUGACAGGGCCAGAAGGAGCAAUUUUUGAACACUCAGUGGAGACCCCCCUUGUCAGAGCGGACCCGUUCCAAGACCUCAGGUUAGAAUCCCCAACUCGGAGUCUAAGCAUGGAUGCCCCAAGGGGGGUUCACGUUAAAGCUCGUGCUGGGAAAAUGGAGGCCCUCUCUCAAAUGGACAUCAUCUUGCAGAGCAGUGAUGGAGUGGUGGUGCUUCAUGCUGAAACUGUUGCUUUGCUCCAGUUGAAGCAGGGGACACGGGGUCCCUCUGGCAGCUCUCAUGGAUUCUAUGAGAUGUGUGUGUGUCCUGACGGGAAGCUGUACCUGUCUAUGGCUGGCGAGGCCACCACCUGCGAGGAACACAGCCACAUCUGUCUCUGA
This is a messenger RNA of Psammomys obesus (fat sand rat), 876 nucleotides long. RefSeq names its product sarcoglycan gamma (gene Sgcg). NCBI's taxonomy places the organism in Eukaryota, Metazoa, Chordata, Mammalia, Rodentia, Muridae. Gene Ontology annotation, cellular component: sarcolemma; sarcoglycan complex. Bases 1 to 876 code for a protein of 291 amino acids. Gene Ontology annotation, biological process: cardiac muscle tissue development; heart contraction. The transcript has 7 exons. The record is from RefSeq and is a predicted model, not a curated record.